AUGAAGCCAAUGAAUUCUAGUACAGCAGCUGGAAUAUCGCUUAUCGGUUCAGUUGCUGUGAAUAUCUUGAUGGUGUUGAGACGGAAUCUCUCCAGUACUACUAAUAUUUUGGCCCACACUCUCUAUGGUAUUAAGCAUGCAGUGACUGCAGCAUUGCACAUUGUAAUGGGACAUAUUCAACCAGUAGAUGUCUGUACUUUCAGUACUCCAAGCAAGCUUUUGCGGUUUGGGUUCUCAGCUAUGUUUGGUUUUGGUGCAAGGACUCUAGCUUUGGCUGAAAAGUACCGUUGGAUGCCCUCCAACCAGCGGAAGGAUUUUGCUUUUAUCAAAACACUGGCAGAUCUCAAGCCAGAGGAAUGUGAAUUAUCAUUUCUACCUCUACAAAUUCCACAGGAAGACUCUCAUGAGAAUGACGGAAAGAAGAAAGAGAACAUUAAAAAAAAGGGUAGCAAGGAUCAAUGGCACAAAAUUCAGGGUCACUUCCUGAAUGUGAGCAUUAUGGCAAUCCCUUGUCUGUGUUCAAUGGCACCAAGAGGCUUGGCACCUAAUACGAGGUUGAAUAAUGGAAGCAUGGCUCUUAUUGUUGUACAAGAUACUUCUCGAACAGAGUUUAUAAAACAUCUGAAAAGAUAUGCCAGCAUAAAAAAUCAGUUCAAUUUUCCCUUUGUUGAGACCUACACAGUUCAAGAAGUAAAAGUACAACCAACACUUAAAAGUGGGCUUGAUGCCAAAGAAAAUACGUAUUUGAAUGCUGCUGCUGCAGAAGGAAAUUACCCUUGGAAUAUAGACGGAGACUUAAUGGAAGAAGCAUCAGAAGUUCAUGUUCGGGUGCAUCCUCAACUUAUUAAUCUCUAUGGCGUGAACACUGAGGACCUGGAGGCUUCCCAAGCAACCUGCAAUUGCAUAUAGAAGGGACACACUGCAAGUUCUGCAGCAAAGAACCCUUUUCUCACCUCUACACACAGCUUUCCAAGGUCCCUGUCUGUCACUCACUGAAUUCAGUUGUUGUAACAGAAGCUUAACUGGGGUGUUUGUAAUA
Molecule: messenger RNA, 1039 nt
Organism: Phaethon lepturus (White-tailed tropicbird)
Lineage: Eukaryota; Metazoa; Chordata; Aves; Phaethontiformes; Phaethontidae
Product: ceramide kinase-like protein
Exons: 9
Coding region: 1-909 (302 amino acids)
Source: RefSeq, a predicted model, not a curated record